Messenger RNA from Paraglomus occultum, 709 nucleotides. NCBI's taxonomy places the organism in Eukaryota, Fungi, Glomeromycota, Glomeromycetes, Paraglomerales, Paraglomeraceae. The record is from the annotation of a GenBank genome assembly.
GUCUCGGACGGGGUUGAAUUCUACGUGGCAGCAGCCAGUAGCGAAGUACAACAAGAUGCUGAAGCAAGUGGAGCUUGGCAUGAUUUGGUCAAUGCUGGUGCCAAGGUAUUACCAGCCGGUUGUGGUCCAUGCAUAGGACUCGGAACGGGUCUUUUGAGAGACGGUGAAGUUGGUAUAUCUGCCACCAAUCGAAACUUUAAAGGUCGUAUGGGAUCUCCUAACGCCUUAGCAUAUCUAGCAUCACCUGCCGUCGUGGCUGCAUCUGCUAUAGCAGGAAAAAUAGCGGAUCCUGCAACAUUCUCUAAAUCAUUCGAGCAUGCUUCAUAUGCCGAAUCACCAAGGAUCUCUAUCGUUUCAACACAAACAUCAAACAAGCCAGCCGUUACUGAAAUUAAACCUGUGAUCUCUGGAUUUCCUGAAUCGAUAAAGGCCGAACUGCUGUUUUGUCACGCGGAUAAUUUGAACACUGAUGCAAUUUACCCAGGAAAAUACACGUAUGUGGAUGACUUGACUCCCGAUCAAAUGGCAAAGGUAGUCAUGGAAAAUUACGAUCCCAAGUUUGUAGAUUUGGUUCAGCAGGGUGACAUAUUAGUUGGUGGUUUUAAUUUUGGUUCUGGCUCUUCUCGAGAGCAGGCUGCAACAGCCAUUAAAGCAGCUGGCAUUAACCUAUUACUGGCAGGUUCAUUCUCGGAAACUUUCAAGAGAAAUG